Messenger RNA from Cantharellus anzutake, 318 nucleotides. RefSeq lists its product as uncharacterized. Lineage: Eukaryota; Fungi; Basidiomycota; Agaricomycetes; Cantharellales; Hydnaceae. The record is from RefSeq and is a predicted model, not a curated record. The transcript has a single exon. Bases 1 to 318 code for a protein of 105 amino acids.
AUGGCGUUGCCAUCUGCGUCAAUCACGUUUUUAUCCCUGAGUCAUGGGCGGAAAAUCGUUAUCAUACUAUCACACGGUCAUACCACUGAUGCAUUGGAGGGUCUUGGAAGCCAUGAUGAGCUAGUCGCUGCACGCGUUCUCAUGAUGGUGGCGUUACGCAAGUCGCAUGUCGCCUCACAUGGAUCAAAGGACAUGUUUGGUGAUCUCCCAUCCGCCGCAAACCGAGAAUACCAGUCCAUAAAGCCAAAGUUUACUUCAACAUACACUGAACCCGAUCGUCAUUCCGUGUGGGGCAAGGACAUGUGUGCAACCCAUUAA